GUGAUUUGUUAAGCUUAACCCUGCUAUUGGCGGUCUCAUUGCAGAGCCGAUUUUUGAAUUGUGGGUUUUGUUGUUUUUGCAUCCGUUGUGAUUUAUGUCGUUUUUGGCUUUAUAUGAAUUAUCUAUAGUAGACAAAACCUGGUAACAUGGAUAAAGCUAAGGCUUAGGUUGAAACUGUAAAGGACAUCGUCAGAAUAUUUAGCAGCUUUAUCUCGGAGGUAGUUCAAGUGAUCAAGUUUCGAUCCAAAGCGCCUUAUAUAGUUGGAACUGACUUCAAAAAAUCAAGGUGCUGAGUGUUCAGUAUGUCGUCAGAAGAUGAUUGGUCGAAGUUGCCCACUCUGUCCAAAGUACAGCACAAGCUCUGGAACGCACGUGUGGCAGGAUACGAAGAAGCGUUCAAAAUAUUUUCAACAGAGACAAAUGGAAAAAGUCCUGUUUUUAACGAAUAUGUUGGAUUGAUGAAGAAGUUCGUGACUGAUUCUCAUGCUGGAGCUCAGGAAAAAGCUCUGGAUGCUGUCUUAGCAUAUAUAGAAACAGCUGCAGCAGCUACAAAAUGCGCUGGAGAUAUUUGUUCUGGUAUCAUAUCAAAAUGUCUGGGUUCUACUCGAAUGAAAACAAAAGACAAGUCAAUUGAGUGCCUAUUGAUGCUGAUAGAAAUUGAGCGUCAUGAAUUAGUGAUAGAAGAGCUCAUUAAAGGUUUAUCAACUAAAAAUCCAAAGGUUGUUGUCGGAAGCUUACAGACUCUUCGUGAAGCUCUAAACCUUUUUGGUCCAACUGUUGUUCCGAUCAAACCUCUUUUUAAAGAGUUUGGACGACUACUUGAUGAUCGAGACCAAGGGAUCCGAAAUGAAACGAAAAAUCUCAUCGUUGAGGUCUACAGAUGGAUAGGAGUAACCACAAAAGACCUAUUAAAGGAUAUCAAACCAGUUGUGAUGACUGAGUUAUGUGAAUUAUUUAACUCUAUUCCACCCGGAAAACCUGUUCGAUUAAGAUAUUUACGUAGUCAAAAACCUAAAGAAAUUACUCCAGAUACUGGGGCUGAAAGUGAUCACAUUAAUGGCGCUAUUCCAGGUGGAACUUUAACCGAUCAGGUUGAUUUGGAUGAUAUGAUUACUCCUGUUGAAGUUCUUAGCAAAAUCCCCAGCGAUUACUGGCAACAAAUAGGGGAAAAGAAGUGGCAAGAUCGGCGUGACGCUUUAGAGGCACUUGAAAAAAUUACGAACGUUCCUCGGAUUGUUCCAGGUGAUUUCACAGACCUCGUGAGAAGCUUGAUUCAGGUUGUAAAUAAAGAUACUAACAUAAUUCUGGUGACUCUUGCUGCUAAAAUUUUGGGACAAAUAGCAAGAGGGUUAAAAUCUAAGUUCAGUCCUUACUCCCAACAAACUUUACAAGCGUGUUUAGGGAAGUUUAAAGAAAAGAAGCCUAAUGUUGUCCAAGCUCUAAGAGAAUCUGCUGAUGGUGCUGUAUCUUCGACUUCACUAGAUCAUUUUGUGGAUGAUAUUGUAGCCGCAUUAAGUCACAAAACACCUAAUGUACGUGCAGAAGCAGCCUUAAUUCUAAGUAGAGCGUUCAAAAAAUGUUCUGCCACAUCACUAAACAAAAAGGUUUUAAAAUCAUUUACUGUGCCGUUAUGUGUAACAUGCAAUGAUACUGUUCCUGAAGUGCGUGAAUGUAGUUUUGCUGCGCUUGGUGCUGCAAUGUUCGUCGUGUCGGCAAAAACUAUCCAGCCCUUUCUCAGCGAACUUGAUUCCAUCCGGCUGGCGAAAAUCAGUGAAUGUUGCGAACGAAUAGCGUCUGAACUUAGUAAUUCAAAUAACUCUGGUAACCAACUAACUGCUCCUUCGGCAAAUAUGUCUACAUCUGCUAAACCCAAUACUGCACCACGUCGUGCAGCACCACCAGUCACUCGUCCGAAUACAGCGUCUAGUGGCACUGGAGAGGCUAAUUCCGAAUGUGCUACUAAAGCACCAACUUCUGGGCCAUCUAGUAAAAAAUCGACAGCACGUACGAAAUCUGUUAUUGAGAAAUCGAAAUUCACCAUUCCAACAGAAAACUUGUUAACAGAGGAUGAAAUAUCUCAAAAAGCUUCUGAGCUUCUUGGGGAAGCACUUAUCAAGCAAUUAUCUGAUACGAAUUGGAAAGAACGCUUGCAAGCGGUUGAACAAAUGAAAUCUAACAUACAUUCCUUUACCGGUUCUGACGUACCUACUCAAAUUUUGUGUCGUGCUGUUCUACUUAAACCUGGAAUCAAGGAUACUAAUUUUCAGGUACUGCGCGCUCGAAUUGAGUACAUCGAUGCAGUUUUAUCUUUAAGCGUCUCUAUCAGUUCAAAUUUGGCUGAGUUACUUUUAUCAGAUUUGAUUGAUAAGGUUGGUGAUACGAAAGUCGGCGACGUUACAAAAAUUGCGAUGACAAAAUUGGCUGAGAAAACAAGUCUCGAAUUAGUUGGUGGUUUUAUAAUGCGCACACUAUUUCAGAUUAAAAAUCCUCGCAGUCAGACCGAAGGUUUGGCUUGGUUGAAUCAAAGCAUUCAGGAAUUCGGAUUUUGUAUUCCACCACAAGAAGUUGGACCACUUCUAAAAACAGGCCUCAAUGCAACUAACCCUUCUGUUCGACAAAAUUCACUAAAUCUUGCUGGGACAAUUCAUUUAUAUCUCCAUGAUCGUUUGGCAGCUCUCCUAGCGGAUGAGAAACCGGCUUUGAUUACGUUACUAAACGCGGAAUUUGCGAAAAACAAAGAUAAAAAAGCUCCUGCUCCAACUCGUUUUUCUACUGCCCAAACUCUUCUCAAAGAAUCAGUGUCUGCUGAACCCAGCGGAACUGAAGCAUUGUCUAGAGAUAUAGAAACUACCGGUCAAAUAGACGAGAUGGACUCAGAUGUAUUACUUCCAAAAGUAGAUAUCAGUGACCGACUCACACCUGAACUCCUGGGACUUCUGAAAAGCAAGGUUUGGAAAGAACGUUUAGAAGCACUGACUACUAUUGAAAAAUUUAUAUCUCCUUCCCAUUUGAUUGAUGCUUCAAACGGAAAGCUUCAAGAACCUUUGACUAUGAUAGCUAAAGCAGCUAAUGAUGUGAAUAAAAACUUGGCCAAACAAGCUUUGAUAAUCCUGUCUUCCUUUGCUUCAUCAAUACCGAAAUCAGACGCUGUGAAUUACAUAAAGUAUGUUGAACCCCCUAUUCUACUCUGUCUUGGUGAUUCAAAAGUUCAAAUACGUGAGGCAGCUGUAACUGCACUUAGCUCUUGGCAAAGUCGAGUUCCCAUUUUAUCAGUAUUUGAAAAUGACAUGUUAGCUGAUGCCUUAAAGAUGGAAAAUCCAUUUUUACGAGCCGAAUUACUACGCUGGCUUCAAGAUGUUCUCUCACCUAUGCCAUUAAACGCCCUGCGGAAAAACGCUUCAGAAAUAACAGAGAAUCUAAUACCUCAGGUAUUUGCUUCUCUUGAAGAUCGUAAUGUUGAAGCUCGUAAACAAGCCCAACUAGUUCUUCCGUCAUUAAUACAAGUUUUUGGCUGGGAACCUAUCUUAAAGUCUACCAAUCGUUUGAAGCCUACCUCAAAGGAUUCUAUUAUGCCUCAUUUGGAGAAAGCUCGUGAAAGCGUAGCUAAUUCACAUCCCUCAUCCAUGGAGAAAAAAGCCUCUUCUCCAUCUAAAGCGGUACGUGUAGGUAAUGGAACACGUUCACAACCUUCCUCAAAUGCCCCAGCUACUACUCCAGAAAAUAGCGAGGAAUUUGAAAAUGCUACACAAUCUUCAGGCAAUACCUCAAAGUCUAUUUCCGAUACGAAGAAAAAGGCUGAUAAUAAAAAGUCUAUCAACACGUCUAAAAAGUCAGGUCCGGAACUGGCAACGACAUCCAUAAUUCUUCCGCCAAAUAAGUCAGCUAAGAAUUCUAGGUUAAAUGAUGAGAAAAAACGCAAGCUUUUAAAAUGGGAUUUCGAUGCUCCAACAAAAGACCACAUACAACAAUUAAGUACAUUAUUCACUGCAGCUGGAACCGCUCCUGAAUUUCAUGCACUUUUAUUUCAUACCGACUUUAAACAACACAUUAAGGCGAUUGAACAGCUUUCUCAAUUACUAGAUACCACUGAAGGCUGUGAGGCUACUGUAAUAAAUGUAGAUAUUAUCUUGAGAUGGAUUGUUCUACGAUUCUUUGAAACUAAUCCAGUUGUUUUAGGCAGAUGUAUGGAUUAUAUAACAAAAUUAUUCGUUUUUAUGUCAGAGUCUGGAGCGAAUCUUUCUGAACAUGAAGGUGGUUCAUUUCUUCCUUAUUUGGUAAUGAAAGUGGGUGAACCUAAAGAUAUAAUUCGACAGAAUAUUCGCGGAAUAUUGAAACUUGUGGUUAAUCUCUAUCCACCCAGUCGUCUAUUCACAUUUCUCACUAAUGGGACUAAGGCCAAAACAAGUAAAACAAGACAAGAGUGCUUGGAUGAGAUGGGUUCUCUGAUUGAUCGUUUUGGAUUAAAUGUUUGCCAGCCCUCUAUUCCCGUUGCAAUCAAGUUGAUCGCUCAACAAAUUGGUGAUCGUGAUAGCGGAGUUCGAUCAGCAGCUUUGAAUGCUUUACUUUCUGCAUAUGCUGUUAUUGGUGAACAGAUAUGGAAGGUUAUCGGUGAUAUACCAGAAAAAGAACGUUCAAUGCUGGAAGAACGUAUCAAACGGGCUGGGCAAAUACCGAUCAAUACUGUAGAUAAUUUUGAACCAAAGACACCGUCUGUAAGACCAAGCACUGCAAGACGCGAUCCAUCAGAUUCACGUAAUCCUCUAGAGCCUGUUCCCAACGAAUUUCGCCGUCAGCAACCGGUUUCUGCAGCUCAUGCUAGAGCGCGUGCUAUGUUGAAUGAACUAGGUGAUUUAUCACCUGAAAAAGCUCCAUGUAUGCCUCCACUUAUUCAGUUGGAUGCUGAUAUAAGAGAUCUUUUCCAACCAGUUGAAAUUCCAGCAUUGAAAGCACACGUGCGCCAGCCUGUUCUUAAUGCACUAUUACGAACAAGUCCUGAUACUGCUUCGGCUAUCACAAUGGUCGUAACGGCUAUAUCUUCCAAUGAUUUACUAAUCAGUUGUCAUGCUUUGGCCGAAAUCGACACUGUUCUUAGAGAUGAAAAGUGGUACCUUUUACUCAAUCAUGUCAACCAAGUCCUAAUGCUUAUUACAAUGCAGUUACGCCAAGUUAAUUCGCGAUAUUUUGGAGAUCCUUCAGUUUCAGAGGAGCAAUUGCAUACAUUAAUUCGGUCUCAUUUGGCCACUAUCGAAUCUCUUUUUAGUCGUCCAACAUUAGGUCGCGAAGCUUCACGGGAAACUUUAAGAGAAUUAUCCCAGUCUCUCCUUCAAAUGAUGUUGGAUGAAAGGACUGCUGAAAUGUCCAGUGGAGAAAAUGUUAUCAGAUCGAUCAAUGCACUAUUUGUUCUUAUUUUGGAGGCUUCCAAUGGAACACGUAUACUCAGUGCGCUCAUUCGGUUACUACAUGAAUGUAUCAGUAACGGACACUUUACAAAUCGAUUCACACAAGCUAUCCUCAAAAGUAUAUGGCGUAUUACUAAGGGGAUGAAUACUGCAUUUAAUAAUUACUCUGUGGAUGUCAUACUUCUGGACUGUCAUCAUUUUUUAAAGGCUUUCCCACCUUCCUCAUGGAGUGCACGGAAAUCAGAUGUUCCUUUACGAACAAUCAAAACCCUAUUGCAUGUAUUAUGUGGCCUCCAAGGUCCAUCAAUCUUACAGUUUCUAGAAAGUAUACCUAACAAGGAAGAUUCAGAACUAGAGUCCUACCUCAUUCGCACACUAAAAACUACUUCAGGAGUUACAACUACCUCUGAUUCCAAAAAAAUACUGGCCUCUGAAAGUCAUUCAAAAGGAUUUGUACUUUCUACUGCAACUCGUGAGAAAUUAACCGAAAUAUUCAAGAAGGUCGGAUCUAAGAAACCUGAUGAAGGUUUAAAUGAACUAUACGAUUUCACUCAGCUCUAUCCAGAUGUAGAUUUAUCGUCAUACUUAACAAACACAAGCCAAUUUUUCCAAGCCUACAUAAAACAAGCUUUACGAAAUAUAGCUGUUGAACGCGCCCGUCAGGCUAGACUAAGUGUAAUUGAUAAAGAACCAAACACAUUAACAGCUCAUCAAACUAAUGGCAUUUUAGCGCGUCCUAAUUGGAAUCCAGAUUUUGAUGCAGAUAUCUUUAAUGGCCAACUAACUGAUCCCAAAGUAUUUAUGAAUCGAUUGGCGAUGCUACGAAGAGAACUGGGUCUUGGUGGUGUAUCCACAACGAACAUUGAUGAUAAUAUUGGGCCAUCUGAUGAAGCUGGUUCACAAAAUACAGCCUUUGAAACAACUCUUCGAAAUAUGGUUCAACCAAAAGGUGAUUCUCCUGAUGAAAAUAUUCAACCUGAAACAGAACAAAGGCCUACUAUGUCCACCACUGAACUAAUGGAUUUGAAACGAAGACUAGAUCGAAUCAAAAGUGCCCAAAAGCAUUAACAGUUACUUCGCGUGAUAAAGUAGUCUUCCAAUGCAUCUAAACUUCCAGUUAUUUACGUUCACUAACUUCUGCUUUCCAUAUGUAAAUAUUUCUUAGAGGUUUGUUAUGAGAUUUUUAUGUCUAAACUUUUACGUACUACACAAAAAAAGUACGUAACUAAAUAUACAUGCGAUCUUUAACUAAAUUGUCUUUAUACCAGUAAACAUUUUUUUACAGAAAAAGUUAAUUGUACAAAUUUACUGUCUAUUAAUUAAAUAUAUGUUUAAAAUUCAUGAAAUUAAUUAAAGGUUUGAAGACUCUA
Schistosoma margrebowiei is the source of this 6769-nucleotide messenger RNA. The record is from the annotation of a GenBank genome assembly. NCBI's taxonomy places the organism in Eukaryota, Metazoa, Platyhelminthes, Trematoda, Strigeidida, Schistosomatidae.